This is a messenger RNA of Diaporthe citri, 828 nucleotides long. RefSeq lists its product as uncharacterized. The transcript has a single exon. The record is from RefSeq and is a predicted model, not a curated record. Gene Ontology annotation, cellular component: intracellular anatomical structure. Bases 1 to 828 code for a protein of 275 amino acids. NCBI's taxonomy places the organism in Eukaryota, Fungi, Ascomycota, Sordariomycetes, Diaporthales, Diaporthaceae. Gene Ontology annotation, molecular function: oxidoreductase activity, acting on NAD(P)H, oxygen as acceptor.
AUGUCUAUGACGGUCGAGGAAGUGGCGGCUGCACCCCGCGACCCCAAGCCAGUCCCCAAUAUCCCAUCCAAUGUCUUCGAGCAGUUCAGCCUGAAAGGCCGCGUAGUGGCUGUCAAUGGCGCCUCAGACGGUAUCGGAUACGCAGCAACAGAGGCCAUGGCAGAGGCAGGCGCCCACGUCGCCCUGUGGUACAAUAGCAACGACGCUGCGAUAUCCAAGGGAGAAGCCCUGGCCAAGACGUUUGGCAUCAAAGCCAAGGCCUACAAGGUGGACGUGUCAGACCCAGAAGCAGUGCGGAAAACCGUAGGCGCGGUCGUGGACGACUUUGGGAAGCUGGACGUGUUCGUGGCGAACGCGGGGAUGGCCAUCUCGAAGCCCCUCACCGAGCAGACGGUCGACGAGUACAAGAAGCAGUACUCGGUCAACGUCGACGGGGUGGUCUACUGCGCCAAGUACGCCGGCGAGGUCUUCAAGAGGCAGGGCUCCGGCAACCUCAUCAUCACGUCGAGCAUCUCGGCACGCAUUGUCAACGUGCCGGUUGACCAGCCCGUGUACAAUUCUACGAAGGCUGCCGUGACGCAGCUCGGGAAGAGCCUGGCCAGGGAGUGGCGCGAGUUCGCGAGGGUCAACAUUGUCUCGCCGGGCUUCUUCGACACCAGGAUGGGCGCCUCGCCGCAGGUUUUCAAUGAGGGUAUUCGUAUGACGCCCCUGGGCCGUCAGGGCGACGUCAAGGAGAUCAAGGCUCUGUACCUGUAUCUCGCGAGUGAUGCAUCGACUUACAUGACAGGAAGCGACAUUGUCAUUGACGGAGGAUACACUUUACCCUAG